Molecule: messenger RNA, 7923 nt
Organism: Oncorhynchus masou masou (cherry salmon)
Lineage: Eukaryota; Metazoa; Chordata; Actinopteri; Salmoniformes; Salmonidae
Product: protein FAM83H-like
Exons: 6
Coding region: 357-4475 (1372 amino acids)
Biological process (GO): intermediate filament cytoskeleton organization; signal transduction; protein localization to cytoskeleton
Cellular component (GO): keratin filament
Molecular function (GO): keratin filament binding; protein kinase binding
Source: RefSeq, a predicted model, not a curated record
UUGAGUCGUAAACUCAUGGGUAUGCUCAAAAUGGCUGUUAGUCCUGACUUGAAUGGGCACUUUCGUUCUAUGGAUUCUAUUUCUAUGGAUAAUAUUUAUUUUCGCGUUGUCAGUGAAUAGCUAAAAGCCUUUCGCAAAUUUCAAAAUACAAUCGUGGGAAAUACGUUUGGAAAGCAAAUGCCUACUGCCCGAAAGAGAAGACUAAUUUGUCAGUAGAAGCUACCAUUUUUUUCCCUCAACAACGAACAGCACUGUUUUUCAAAGUAGUCAGGCGCUAUCUUGAGACCAUCACCUGUACAGUGAGAACCCUAGGCUACGCAUAUUCAUGCUAUCCAUCUUCAUCAUUGGGAAUCAGUAUGGCACACCGCUCUCAGUGUUCCUCAGCCGGGGAUAACCGCCUGGACCCCAACUAUGUGCCUCCCCACUACCGCGAGGAGUACCGUCUGGCCAUUGACGCACUUGUGGAGGAUGACCUGGAGGGCUAUUAUGAAUUCCUCCAGAGUGCGGAUGUGGUGGACUUCCUUUCCAGACAGGAAAUUGAGCACAUUAAGUGCACAGUGAAAGUUCCGUACCAGAACACUCAGCCUGAGCUCCCAUAUGUGGAGUCUGGGGGAGACGGCUCUUCAGACACAUACUGGCCCGUCCACUCUGACUUGGAUGCACCCGGACUUGACCUUGGCUGGCCCGAACAGCAUCGCUUCAUAGGCCCCACCGAUGUCACCACACUGGUUAACCCCUCUGAGCCAGAUAUGCCAAGUAUCAAGGUGCAGGCUCGUCGACUUAUCAAGAAUGCUCAACAAGUGAUCGCUGUGGUAAUGGACACUUUUACAGAUGUGGACAUCUUUGCUGAUAUUCUGGAUGCUGCCAUGCGAAAUGUUGCCGUGUAUAUCAUUCUGGAUGAACAGAAUGCACACCACUUCACUAGCAUGGCUUCCAACUGCCGGGUCAAUCUGGAAAACAUUCAAUUCAUGCGUGUCAGAACUGUGUCAGGGGUCACCUAUCACUGUCGCUCUGGGAAGACCUUCAAGGGUCAGAUGAUGGAUCGCUUCUUGCUGACAGACUCCAGGGCAGUCCUGAGUGGAAACUAUAGCUUCAUGUGGUCUUUUGAGAAGCUUCACCGUUGCAUGGCUCACCUCUUCCUUGGACAGCUUGUGACUACUUUUGAUGAGGAGUUCCGGAUCCUGUUUGCACAGUCCCAACCUUUGGUACUGGAAAAUGGCCUUGUUCCAAUGCCACACUACAGCAGUUUAUCUGACAGCCAAUACAGCAGUGAUCGGACACUAUUGUUCAGAGAUCCCAGAAAGUUCCUCCCCAUAGACAGCUCUCGUCCUGUAGAAUGGGCUAGACAUUCCUCUGAUGACCGCAUGGAUAUGGUUCAGAAUAUGAUGCCUCCUGGAAGGUGUGAGCCCAUCCACAGUUCACUAGAUCAGGGUCCACUAGAUAUGUACAGCAACAAGUACUCCUCCCAGCAAUUUAAACAGGAGCAGCAGUCUUUUAUGGCACAAGGUCACCCCAUGAUGCAGUCAAACACAAUGGAGUUUGCUGGCUCUAAAAGGCACAGUUAUGCAGAGGGCACUUAUGCCGGACAUUCCUCCUCUCAAUUCACGCAGCACCAAGCCAUUCACAGUUUUGAGGGGGAUACGGCAACCCAGAACAGGAAGAUACAUAGGGAACAGCAUCACUAUCAGAGAACAGGGCUAGAACCAGGUUAUAGCGGCUACGAUCAAUUCAGGGACCAAGGGUACCCUCUGAUGGAUCAGUAUUCUGAGUCUGGGUACCCACAUGGAAUAGCGAUAGAGCCACCAGACAACUAUGACCCUGUACUGAAUUAUUUGUCAUCAAACCUUGCUGUGGAGCUGGGACAUGGCUCAAACAAAUUAUUAAGUCCAGGAGAGGGUCCCUUUAGUCAGUCAAACCCCAAAAGACUGAGCACGGGCCAGCCUCAUGCCUGUCAGACCUCCCCAACACAACAAAACCCAUUUGAACAGAGAUCAUUUUUUGUCAGGUCUGGUUCGGACUGUAAAACACAGGAUCCCAGUGCAAAGCAGGGGAUGCGAGAUUGGAGGAUCAGCUCAUACCUCAGUGCAUAUGAUGAUGCAGGAGAGGAAAACAUUCCACGGCCUAUGGGAAAUGACCCCUUUCAAGAGCCCCUUAAUCCAUCACAAGGCAAAUUAUUUGCUCCACUGGUAUCAGAUCCCAGGUUUAGUGCCAAAGAGUUACCCAAGAUUCCAGGGCUCAGGUUAAACAAGCCCACCUGCCCAGAACACUCAAGAACACUAGAAAUUCUUGUUAGCUUAGAUGCCCAAACAACACUAAAACCACCUUCGGAGUUGUCAUCAACCACUGAAGGUGAAAAAUCAGAGGAGAUGGAUGUAAAAGAGCCCAAAAGAGAAGAGUCAUUCCGUAGGAGGUUCAAUCCUGCUAUCCAAAGGACCUCUAGACUAAGAUCCUCACUAAUCUUCAGCUCACAACUAGAACAGCAUAUCUCACAGGAACAGACAUGUAACUCUGGCCAACACUGUGAGGAAACUGCCAAUGAGGAAGAUGACCCAUCUAGAUUAUCCUUGACCGCUCAGGUUUUGGGAAAAAGAAAAUCCAUUACAAGAGAACCUUUUGAAUGGAGACUUAAGUCAGCGAUAGUUGAUAAUUCAACCAUUGAGUCUUUGAAAUCUGAGGACAUCACUACUGAUUCGGGUGAUAAGGAAUUGACAAAAUAUCUUCCUGUGAGCACUGACAAGGUUUCUUCAAUGGAACAAACUAAUUCUGCCCAUGAAAAACAAAUUGAAACGGUAGAAUCUGCACACCCAUCCAAACCUGCUCAAGUUGAGAAACCCAAAACCAUACAAUCAGCACACCAGGCAUCUUCAUUGAGCAAUAAAUCCUAUAUAGAUAUGAAUGAUCCAGACAGUAGGUUAUUUUUUUUUAAAGAGUUGGCUGCCAAACGAAAAGCUGCAAAGGCUGCAGGGUCUGAGAGCAGCGCUGAAAAAGCUCCUGUAAAACCAGUGACUCCAUUUGACUUGAAAAUUAAGGAACCAGUCACAAGGAUAGAACCUAACCUUCCAAUAGCCACACUAAAUCCAGCAGAUACUUCAACCAAUAAGCCAGCUCCAGCAGAUACUUCAACCAAUAAGCCAGCUCCAUCAACAGAGGCACCUCCUAAUCCAGCAGAUACUUUCACCACAAAGCCAACAACAUCGACAGAAGCCCCACUUUAUCCAACAGAUACUUCAAUAAAAAAGACAGCUACAUCAACAGAAGCAUCAUCAGAAACACUGGAGACUUCACCAGUGUUACAGGAGAACAAAACAUCCAUGGCAAAAUGUGGCUCCUUACUUGAUGUCAAAGAACACCAUUCUAAAAAUAAAGAACAGCAAGACCUUCAACUUCCCAAAAGUGACUCCAAAACAUUCCUCAGAGAUAAAUUAUCUUGUGUCGAUGGCCUACUUAGAGUCUCUACUGAUACUGAGAAGAUAGAGCUGAAGAACAGUCGGAACCAAAGUGUUUCUAAAGUUAACCCUAGAGAUACAAGUACAUUUCUUAAGAGCACCUCAAAUCAGUGUUCCUUUAACAUCUCCCCAAAGGAUUUCAGUUUAUAUAAACUAUCUCCAAAGAAACCAAAGUCAUUCAAUCCUGCUUCAAAUGAGCUAAACCCAUCUCUUCCACUCACACUAACAGAAGCUAGCUCAUCUUCAUAUCCGACACCAAAAGGUUUAAGCUCAACUAGUCUCACUUCAUCAACAAAUGCAGCAAAGGAGUUGAGCUCAGCCCUUGCCCCCACCCUUAAGGAGCCCAGUUCAUCUAUCCCCAUGUCAAAGCAGCCAUUACCAUCCUCUAAACCUAUCACAGUAGAGUCCAACAUACCUCUGAGCCCCACCCAAUCUGAGCCAGGUGUGUCUCAUAAGCAGGACAAAACAGAUUCCAAGGAAUCUCUCAGCCCUAUCCCAAUGCAAUCUUGCUCAUCCUCAAUCCCUGCAACAGAAUUUGGCCCUCCGCCAAACCCUACCCAAACACAAUCUAGUUUCUUACCCAAGUCCACUUUAGUUGGGUCAAUUUCAUCAACACCAACGGAAUCUAACACCUCUCCCAAACCCUCCACAAAGGAGUCAUUGUCUACAAUUGCCACAACUGAGUUGAGGUCAUCCUCUCCUAAAACCAACCCAAUAAAAUCCUAUUCCUCCCCUUGUCCUGGCCAACAUGAGUCGGUUUUGUCACUCAAACAUUCCAAAACAGCAUGCAACUCCUCUCCAAAGCCCGCUACAGUGUCCAAUGACUCUUACAACUCUUCACCUCCAUCUUCAAAGCAUGUCAUGGAAAAAACAACAAAUCUCCCAUCCUCACACCAACAAAAUCUAGCUCUCCUCCUGAGCCUACCCCAACAGAAUUUAGUGCUUCAACCAAUCCAACACCAAGAGAACUCAACCCUCUUCCUAGCACCACCCCAACGGAACCAAGUGCAUCUACUGGCCCGACCCUAACAGAAUCAAGUGCAUCUUCUAACCCAACCCCAACAAAAUCACACUCCUCCCUUACAUGUGGGUCAGGUGGAUCAGUUGUGUGUCCCAAGCCUGGCCAAACAAAGUCCAGAACUACUCCAAACCUCACCCCAAAAGAAUCUUGUUCCUCUCCUAAUCAUACCCUAACUGAACCUACCUCACCAUUCAACCCUGUCCUUGUGGAAUCUGUCCCAUCAAGCAACUCAAACCCAACUGAAUCCACUGCCUCUCAUGACACUGCCCCAGCUCCACCCGUCGUUGUGGAUAACAGUAAGGAGGGCAAACCAAGUAAACUUAACAAGGAGCAAAAAGUGGGAAGUUCUGCAGCUUAUAAAGGUGAGAAGAUAGCAGGUGAUCCUGAAACUAAGAGCAAAACUGCUCCUGGAGAAUCUGCCUCCCAUGCAUCUCAGAGUCAUGAUGAGACCAAAGAGAAUAACAGCACUAUGAAACCAGAGAGCACAACAGAUCAAAGCAAUCCCAUACCAACCCCAGUGAAGCAACCUAAAGUAAGCCAGUCCCACUACUAUUUAUCUACUGCCAAUGUACUCUCUAGCAGCAACCUAAGAGAUGACACAAAGCUCCUAUUAGAGCAGAUUUCUGCUAACAGCCAGAGCAGGACAGAACUCACUAAAGAAUCUGCUGUCACUGAUGAUGCCAAACAGGAUGAGGCUGACCGGGGUGUUAGUGGUAAGGAGGAAGCAUCAGCCCGACGACAGAUCGGAGGCCCGGCUAGAACUUCUCAGGAGAGGGAGAAGCUUCUUCAGAGAAUCGAUAGCAUGCGGAAGGGGAGGAAAGUCUACAGCCGCUUUGAGAUGGCGCCUUAACCAGGGAUCGGAAGGAUGAGUGAGUACGGAGAAAGACCACAUUUUCCUCUAGAACUUGUCCUGUAACUAUGCCCAUUCUCCAAAAGUCUAAAACCACAGAUCGGAGAGGGAUCACUAGUUAACUAACAUAAAUAUUAUUCUCAGGUUUCUAUAUUCGAGGGUUUCUCCGAAUAGACUAUAUGCAUGUAAAGCAUUAAGGAUUUUGGGAACAAAAACUUGACUAAGUUUACCAACAUGAAUUUCUGUGUAAAUAAGCAGAGACUCUACAGUGUGGACAAUGGACCUCUGCUGUCGACAAAGGGGAACUGAAAAAUCCAAUCCCAUCAGCUAAAUGCACAACUAAAUAUGCAAUAUAUUUGAAAAUGAUUGUGUUCCUAGACACACUGGACGCACUGGUGAUGUUGACUGCAAUGUAAUAUCUGUCACUCUCUGGGUUGUUUUAUUAUUAUCUGUUUGAGGAUCUGUUUUAUAUACUAACAAUAAUUUCCAAAUAAUACAAUUAGAAUCACCAUAGAAAAUGUAUUAAUCAUAAACAGUGCAAGAAUAGCUUUCAAAUAGUUGGACCACUUUUUUCAUUUGGAAUGCUUUAUUAGAAUUAUUAAAUCAGAAUGACAGUGUGCUAGAUUAACCAAAUGUAUGCAUGAAUAAUCAUGUGUAUUUGCACAAAAAAUGUAUGUGUAUAUAUACAGUAUAUAUGUAAUACUGUGAUUUUAAUGCCACAGGACAUUAGGUCCUUUUUUUAAAAAGGCUAUCUGUGAUUGCUACAUCAAUUUUGGACUUUUAAAUUAAUUAUACACUACCGGUCAAAUGUUUUAGAACACCUACUCAGGGUUUUUCUUUAUUUUUUACUAUUUUCUACAUUGCAGAAUAAUAGUGAAGACAUCAACACUAUGAAAUAACACAUAAGGAAUUAUGUAGUAACCAAAACAAAGUGUUAAACAAAUCAAAAUAUAUUUGAGAUUUGAGAAUCUUCAAAUAGCCACCCUUGCCUUGAUGACAGCUUUGCACACGCUUGGCAUUCUCUCAACCAGCUUCACCUGGAAUGCUUUUACAACAGUCUUGAAGGAGUUUCCACAUAUACUGAGCACUUGUUGGCUGCUUUUCCUUCUCUCAGUCCGACUCAUCCCAAACCAUCUCAAUUUGGUUGAGGUCGGGGGAUUGUGGAGGCCAGGUCAUCUGAUGCAGCACUCCAUCUCUCUCCUUCUUGGUAAAAUAGCCCUUACACAGCCUGGAGGUGUGUUGGGUCAUUGUCCUGUUGAAAAACAAAUGGUAGUCCCACUAAGCCCAAACCAGAUGGGAUGGCUUAUCGCUCCAGAAUGCUGUGGUAGCCAUGCUGGUUAAGUGUGCUUUGAAUUCUAAAUCAAUCACAGACAGUGUCUCCAGGAAAUCACCCCCACACCAUAACACCUCGUCCUCCCUGCUUUACGGUGAGAAAUACACAUGCGGAGAUCAUCCGUUCACCCACACCGUGUCUCAAAGACACGGCGGUUGGAACCAAAAAUCUCCAAGGACAAAUUUCCACCGGUCUAAUGUGCAUUGCUCAUUUUUCUUGGCCCAAGCAAGUCUCUUCUUCUUAUUGGUGUCCCUUAGUAGUAAAAAUUAAGAAAAACUCUUGAAUGAGUAGGUGUUCUAAAACUUUUGACCGGUAGUGUAUAUACCUAUUGAUUCUUGAAGAAUAUAACUUGUAAAAUGUCCCAUCAGCUUAGUUCAUCUGUCGUACCCCAUCAGAACUCAAAAUAUAAGCUUGCUUUACUCAAUUGUUUGUAAAUGAUGCAAUUGUAAAAAAUAAAAGAAAUACUUUAUAGCCUCAAAAGAUGGUUAUAACUAUAGUUUUGAUGUCAUGGAUGGUCAGUUCUUCCAUCCAUAGGUCUCUGAAUUUGAGACUGUUACAUUUCUCAAGCCCCAUCCCUCAGUUGUGUACCAAAUAACAGUGGCAGGGGGUGGUGGCUUUGUUGUUGUUAAAACUGCAGAUUGCCCCUUUAACCAUUGGACAACAGCAUGGUAUGCUGUUUUUCAGUUAUAUCACUUGCUUAUCUUCAUGUCCAUUGACCCCCUCUAUGUCUCAGUGGGAAAGCAUUCACUAUGGUUAAUCAUUUAUGGAUUGGUGUGUAAAUGCUUUCAAUGCCAAAGUCUGAAAAUGUCAUGAAAAUAUCAUUUCUAACCUGCUCAAUCCACUGCCUACAGUAUGUAAACUAUAUUUUGUUCUUUAAUAUUAUAUGCGAUUCCUUACUGGUUGAACUAGUUUUAAAGCUCCGACGGCUCUGUUUUUACCAGUAUUUGCAUGAAUUGUUAUUUGAAUUCAUUUGCUCAACCGUGUUGGACGUCACUGGUGUCAAGCUCUGUGCUCUGCAAGCUAGUUUCUAAGCAGUACCUAGCAGUCACUUGUGACUGAUCUGCUGAUACACAGUUGAUACACAGUCAGCUGUUGUGUAGUCCCUGGGUUACCCUGUCUAUUAUGUUUACUGUAGAAAUGUACUAAGCUAUGUAAAGUAUACAAAUGAACACCAUUUGCUUGAUAGUGCGGUCUGUUUGAUUUUUUUGUGGGGGGGACUGGGGCUUUUAGAUGUUUUUUAAUGUUUCAUAAAAAAGACUGGAAUAUUGUGCAA